AUAGGAACAGAGGAAGCAUGCAAAGACGACGCAGUUACUCUCUCUCUUUCAAUUGUGGAGCUUAAACAGAGUAGCCCGCUUCCACAGUUCACACCUUAGACCCUAUUCUCCCGCUUCUUCCCACUUUUUCGUUAUCGUUCCUCGCAAGAACCGUGUUCUCUUCUUCAUUCUCCGAGUUUCUCAUUACUAUUCUGGUUUCAUUUGAUCUCAUCUGGCUCUGUUUUUGCUCAUUCUGAUUAACUUGGCUUGGACAUUGUCAGAAUGACGCCUAUCAAUCUAUCUAGAGUUUUGCUCUGUUAUAUAUAACCUUUCCAUUUUCUUCUUGAAUCCCCAUCAAGGUUGCUUUGAAGGCAGAAAUGUAAGCUGAUUAGUUGGCGAUAAUAUUACUGAAAUGGCCGAGAGAAAUGCCGUGUCAUCCACGAAGGUUCUUUCUCGCAAGUCAUUGUUAUGGUUCUUUACGAUCACAUCUUCCUUGUUUGUGUUAUCUUGGUUCUUUGUUCUUCGUUCGACCAGUCGUCCCCGUUUCAGUGAUACUGAUUUCUUACCCAGUUCUCAGCUCUCCACUGAAUUCGAUAAUUCAACCUUCAAGAAGGAUAAUCUAAAUGCUGAGCCCUCCAUCGGCAGUCGAGCAAUACUAGUGAACACCGAGGAAAUGGAAGCAACCCGCGAGACAGAAACGCUAUCAGAGAAUCAAACACCUUCAACAAAUGACGAAGCAUCCAAGUGCAGUAGAAAAAACGACAACGUUGUUCCUCUUAAGGUUUUCAUGUAUGACUUACCUCCAGAGUUCCAUUUUGGACUCUUGGAUUGGAAACCCGAAGGAAAUACUGUUUGGCCUGACAUUUCAACCCAAAUACCUCACCAUCCUGGGGGCUUGAAUUUACAACACAGCAUAGAAUUUUGGCUCACCAUGGAUCUUCUUGCUUCAGAACUACCUGAACCCCCCAAUGCUGGCGCUGCAAUGAGAGUUCGCAAUGUUAGCGAAGCUGAUAUCAUAUUUGUUCCGUUCUUUUCUUCUUUGUGCUAUAACCGGCAUUCCAAAACCAAUAAACACGAAAGAAAGAGCAUGAACAGGGUACUGCAAGAGAAGUUAGUGCAGUUUCUGAUGUCUCGAGAGGAAUGGAAGAGAUCUGGCGGAGUGGACCACUUGAUAUUAGCUCACCAUCCAAAUAGUAUGUUAACGGCCAGAACGAAGCUGUGGCCUGCUACACUCAUACUCUCAGACUUUGGGAGGUAUCCUCCAAACAUAGCAAAUGUUGAGAAAGACGUGAUUGCACCAUAUAAACACGUGGUCAGGUCCUACGUCAACGAUUCCUCUGACUUCGAUAACCGACCGAUUUUGCUCUACUUUCAAGGGGCAAUUCACAGAAAAGAUGGUGGCCAUGCUAGGCUAGCUCUGUAUAACAUGCUGAAAGAUGAGAAAGAAGUGCAUUUUUCAUCUGGGAGUGUUCAGAAAGGUGGGAUCAGGCAAGCAACGGAGGGAAUGCAUUCUUCUAGGUUCUGUCUCAAUAUAGCUGGUGACACCCCUUCAUCAAAUCGCCUGUUUGACGCCAUUGCUAGUCACUGUGUUCCUGUGAUCAUAAGUGAUGAGAUUGAGCUGCCAUACGAGGAUGUCGUCGACUACUCUGAGUUCUGCAUAUUUGUUCGGACAAGAGACGCACUCAAGAGAAAUUAUCUGAUAAAUUUCAUUAGGAGUAUCGGCAAAGAAGAAUGGACCCGAAUGUGGAAGAAACUGAAAGAGGUGGAACACAUGUUCGAGUAUCAGUAUCCAUCAAAGGAAGGAGAUUCUGUGCAGAUGAUUUGGCGGGCCGUGGCUCGAAGAGUUCCUGCAAUGAGACUCAAGUUACACAGAUCCAGGCGCUAUACUCGAUCUCUGCCUAAGAAAGAGAGAAGCUUACCCACAAUACCUGCACCAGUGAAUUACUGGUUAGAAAGGAGAAAUAUUAUUGUAAGAAACCCCGCAGCCUAGGUGUUUUUGUGCUUGACGGAGAAGAGGCGACUUCAUACUGGCAUUGUGUAGGAAAAGCCGGCAGAUUCUAUUUGUGACCGUGGGUGUCGAAUGAAAUUCUAACUGUAUUUCAUUCGAAUCAACCCUUUACAUACUACGAAUGACAUGUCUGUGUCUCAACGCAUAUCAGUCCUGCUUUUCCUUUCUGCUGUUAGUUUUCUCCGUGUCAGCAACAGAGUAGUGGGCUGAGGCCGCUAAUGUUAUACAUGAGUAAGUUAGAAUCUUUGUUGUCCUUCGUGCUACAGUUUGAGCUACAGUUCAACGGCCAUGUUAUCUUAAUCCAGUUUUUCAGUCAUUAUAUUUAUGUGUAAUGAAACGCGUGUCUCGUCCAUUCAUUUGAGUCUGUCAAUGUAUAUUUUUCUCACAAGGAAAGGGGGGGUGUUUAUGACUUUCAUGACAAAUGAUGAGUUCCUACCCUACCAAUGUAUAAGAUAUAUGGAUUGACAAAUGAUUUUUCAAA
Prosopis cineraria is the source of this 2468-nucleotide messenger RNA. Its product is annotated as probable arabinosyltransferase ARAD1. Lineage: Eukaryota; Viridiplantae; Streptophyta; Magnoliopsida; Fabales; Fabaceae. The transcript is spliced from 2 exons. The record is from RefSeq and is a predicted model, not a curated record. Gene Ontology annotation, molecular function: glycosyltransferase activity. The coding region runs from base 392 to 1969 and encodes 525 amino acids.